Molecule: messenger RNA, 2547 nt
Organism: Penicillium waksmanii
Lineage: Eukaryota; Fungi; Ascomycota; Eurotiomycetes; Eurotiales; Aspergillaceae
Exons: 1
Coding region: 1-2547 (848 amino acids)
Source: RefSeq, a predicted model, not a curated record
AUGGCUACGGCACAUGGUUCCACUACUCACCUUCCAACAGGUCCGAUGGCUGCCACCGCAGCAAUAACUGCAGACGAGGUCCAGGAAUACGAGCGCAUCUUGAAAAUCAGCGAUGACAUCUUCGCAGGCUCACAUCCACGCCUCAGGGUCCCCCAGCAAUUUGUGCGCAAGCCUACAGCACGAAAUGUCCAAAAUGGCACCGCGUCCACCCAACCUGCGAAGAUCAAGCCCUCGAACACCCUCGCUGAGCAUGUCGCCGUUCUUGAGACCUCGUCUGAAUCCCCACGUCGCAGUCAAGGUCAAGGUCAAGGCCCAGUGGCCAGCAACCUGCCGUCCACGGCCACCCGCAUAGCUCCCAAACCCGCCUCGGAAAUUGACCCUAUCUUCUUGACCAAGUCAGAUGAUUUGGUGAGAGCAGAGCUUCAGUUACAGAGGCAGAGGCUGGAAAGGACUUUGCGGGACCAGACGGAGCAUCUGAAGUAUGAGGUGAAGAACAAGCUCGCAGCCCAGGAUACGAAACCUGGUUUCAAUGUCUCGCAAUUGUUGGAACGAGCACUGCAAAUCGCGAAUCCCGUUUCUAUGGGCGAACCUCCCGAGACAAAUGGGCCGAGCGAUUCCUUCGAUGAAAAUUCCUUCUACUCCAGUAGAGCUCCUGACUCGACUCCGCCUCUUGAAGAGCAGCGAAGACCAUCUCCUCCGGUGGCACUGACUCAAGUGGCGGACACGGCCAAACGCGCCCCGGUAGAGCCAUAUGCAGAUGAGUUGCAGCGACUUGAAGCUCUGAAUCGAACUGGCUCUGAUCAGGAAAUGCAAGAUGCUUACUCUGUUGCUGACCAGCGCGCCCCUUACUCUCAGAAGCAGCCUCUCCCCGCUCAAAACCAGAUCACCCACCAACCCCAAGAGCCUCAGCAACUAGAUGUUCUGGACGAGCCUGAGUAUUCCCCUCCUGCCCCGAUUGCCCCACCUCUCAAUCAAAGAGCCGUCCGAUACCAAGAAGGUGUGGCAGGAAGUGUGCCGAGGCCCAGAUACACCGAACAGACCCGGUUCGCGCAAGAACCAGUCUCCCCGGCCAACAAUGUGAAGGUAGUUCGCAACCACAUCACAUCACCUGCUGCUCCGAGACCAUCGCGAGUUUCACCGCUAGCGACCGCCAAAGUACCCUCAGUUCAACAACUCCGAGACGAGCGCCUUAAUCAUGACUCUGACCGAAUCUACUCUGAUCCUGACUCCGGCCGUGGCAGUCCCAAUGGCCCAGCUCCGCAUAUCGUCUCUCGAAAGCGAAGGCGUUUACAGGGCAGAGGAGAGGAGUCUCCCCAGGUUUCCUCGAGAAUAACCGACGCCGAUCAAUCCGAAACGUUUAUCAAAGAAGAGCCGGUCUCGCCCCCUCCAUUCGCAGACGAUCCCGCCAUUGUCCGCAACAGGACGACCCAAGAACGUCCUGUGUAUAUCGACAUUGCUUCGCCACAAUACACGCCAGUGGCUGAGAGGCAAGAACAUCACGCUCAGCGACAAAUCUACGAACCAAUCUCUUACCAUCAACUCCCUGUUGGCCAGGGGCCACCACGAGCAGUUUCUUCUCGAAUGAGUACUAGGCGUCCUAUUCGUGAAGAUGAUGAUUUGCGCCGUGUUGCCAGUAUGCAGUACGCCAGCCGGUCAGAAUAUCCGAGGGAGUACCUGCCAGUCGACCCUAACAGCAGCCGCGCUGCGUCCUACUCGGUCAUCGAUAGGCCACAACCAGAACAUCCCGGUUACUACGAAGAAGUCCCUCAUUCCUAUGGUCCCAGGUAUGUUGCUGUGGACGACAUGUCUCAACCAAUAUAUCGCGAGCCAUACUAUGAGGAGGCACCUCCGCAGCGGGUCAUGGCCGCGCCUCGCAGGCGUAUUGUGGACGAGAAUGGCGUCGAGUAUGAGGAAGUGAUCCCGGCACAUAGGAUGCAGCCCAUGGCUCCACCCGCUCGACCCAUGUCCAGAGUACCGCGAGUCGAAACAUACGAUGACCGAGUCCCCGUCCGCGCCCCAAGUGUCCGUGCCCAAUCCGUCGUUCAGGAUCCAUACAUUGAACGCAGAUACGUGCAGGAGAUGCCACCACCACAACCACAAUAUUACCGUCGUGUCACGGCAGAUUAUGCCCGUCCCGUCGCCAACGAUCGACGAGCCUACGCCGCGCCGUUGGAAGGAGGCCACGAGCCCUAUUCUCGCAGCGGUAGCGUCCAAGUCGCUGAAUAUGUUCCUCGUCACUCAAAUUACGUAGAUGAGCCUCCCGCUCCUCCUUCCGAGAGAGUCAUGCGAACAGCAAGUGUCCGGCCCCAACUCGCUCGGUAUGAAGAACCACAUGAGAUUCCCCAGCAGCGGGUUGGAAGUAUCCGACCUGGGCCCAGUCGGGAUGUCAGUGUGAUCGUGGAUGAUCGUCUUAUGGGCGACUACGUUGAGAGGCCGUAUUAUAUUCGUGAGCGACGAUUUUAUGAUGGGGAGGAUGGAGGAUCUCGUGUGGCGUUAGAUGGUGCUGCGGAUUCUGUUCAGCGUGUUCAAGUUCCGAGACACUACUAA